Phytophthora infestans T30-4 is the source of this 408-nucleotide messenger RNA. RefSeq lists its product as uncharacterized. The record is from RefSeq and is a predicted model, not a curated record. Lineage: Eukaryota; Oomycota; Peronosporomycetes; Peronosporales; Peronosporaceae. Bases 1 to 408 code for a protein of 135 amino acids. The transcript is spliced from 4 exons.
AUGCAGCAGGAGGGUGGCGGCGGCGACAAGAAUGGCGGCAGCAAGGAUAGGAAGGAGCUCAAAGACGGAAGAAGCGAAGGGGAUAUCAGCAGCGGGCGAAGCGUCAAGGGCUGCGAUGUCUUACCCGGCAGGGCGGGCGGCAGGCUGCCCGUUGGCUACUGCAUCUCGCCAUCACAGAGGCUCUUAAUCAUGUCGUCAUUUAAGCGCUUUCACGACAUUGCUACGGAGGGUGGCGACGACGGCAUGCAGCAGGAGGGUGGCGGCGGCGACAAGAAUGGCGGCAGCAAGGAUAGGAAGGAGCUCAAAGACGGAAGAAGCGAAGGGGAUAUCAGCAGCGGGCGAAGCGUCAAGGGCUGCGAUGUCUUACCCGGCAGGGCGGGCGGCAGGCUGCCCGUUGGCGAGCGUUAA